Molecule: messenger RNA, 1815 nt
Organism: Hippocampus comes (tiger tail seahorse)
Lineage: Eukaryota; Metazoa; Chordata; Actinopteri; Syngnathiformes; Syngnathidae
Gene: mmd2a
Product: monocyte to macrophage differentiation-associated 2a
Exons: 7
Coding region: 409-1212 (267 amino acids)
Cellular component (GO): membrane
Molecular function (GO): pore-forming activity
Source: RefSeq, a predicted model, not a curated record
UCGACUGUAGGAGGUUCCUCAACACUGCAUUUGCAGUCCAUUGGCCAAUGUUUCAUCUACAAAUAUUUACAGCUAAAAUACAGUUCAGACUUGAGGGAGGAGAUAAAUUGUGUGGGAAGGAGAGGUGGUUGGCUGCUGUGUUAUCAUCGUCCAGGAGCGGGGAGGAGGGAUUACAUGCCCAGUCAGUCCGACGGAACAUCCUGCAAGCACAUUUGAGAUUCUGCACAGAACUCAACGCAGACCCACAAGACCGCCACCCAUGCUUGCCAAAAGGAAUGCAGCCCGUUUCCAUUUUCACGCUGGUGAAAAGUUGCGUUGAAGUGGUGUAGCGGCCACCUCCGUCGUUUUUUUGGGCAGCAAUAUUGCUCGGACCGAACUUACAGGUCGUUUUUUGGGACUGUUGGACUUAUGUGUUUAUGUUUGAGCGCACGGCGGUGGGACAUCCGGAAUGGGGAAUCCGUAGACGGAGACUCGCACGCACGCAGGCACAAGAUGGACCUGAAGGGAACGAAAUUUGGAAAGUUCAUGAAUUGCAGGGUGCCAUCCAACAAGCGAUACCAGCCGACUGAUUAUGAACAUGCUGCUAACUGUGCCACGCAUGGGUUCUGGAUCCUACCGAGCAUGCUGGGUGGUUCCUUGCUGUACUUCCUGUCGGGGGACCAAUGGCAUCGUGUCGCUGCUUGGCUUUAUGGCAGCGGACUCACUGGCCUCUUUGUCACCUCGACGCUCUUCCAUGCAGCAGCCUGGAAAAUCAGCCACCUCAGGAAAGUGGAGCAACUUUUCCACAUGUGUGACCGAAUGGCCAUCUACUUCUUCAUAGCGGCCUCCUACUCUCCCUGGUUGAUGCUGAGGGAGCUGGGCCCGUGGGCGUGCCACAUGCGCUGGCUGAUCUGGGUCAUGGCUUGUUCCGGAUCCUUCUACGUCUUCUUUUUCCAUGAGAGGUAUAAGCUGGUGGAGUUGCUGGGAUAUGUCGCCAUGGGGGCUGUUCCUGCUCUGGUUAUUCUGUCUAUGGUGGACCACGCAGGCGUGUGUGAACUUGCCAUGGGGGGAUUCUUCUACGUGGUGGGCGUGGCCUUCUUCAAGAGUGAUGGCUUUGUCCCAUUCGCCCACGCCAUUUGGCAUCUUUUCGUGGCAGCCGGAGCAGGCAUUCACUACUACGCCAUCUGGAGGUAUCUCUACUUGCCUCGGCCCCUGCCGGAGACCUCCAGGUGAUGGUGAGCCGUUCUCACGCUGAGUUACUGGCUGAGAAAACACAAGUGCAGUGGUGAAAAUAAAAGUGGUCUGAAAUAAAUAGCUCGCAUGCCAUUUGAGAAGUCAGAGAUGAUAGAACCUGACCGCUUUCAAAUCGUCCUCAAUGAUGAUGAAACACAGCGACUUUAACAUGAAUCACUAAUUCUGUUUUUAUGAAUUAUUUUUGGAAGGACAAAUCCGAGGUAGCGCGAAUGUAAUUUUGUUUCAUGACCUCAUAGGUACAGCAUCACUUUGGAAACAGGUUCAGAUGACCAAUGUUUGGUCAAAGAGAGACACUCGGGCAAAUAUUUGUGGAUACAUUUCUUAUUAAUGUUAUACUGGUCGAGUCUAGGUCGUUUUAAGGUGAAAUAAAUUUUCUUGCACUUUGUAUCCUUACCACUAAUAAUGUGCCAAAAUUCAUCUCGUUCAAGCUUUUGUUUAUUUGUAAUAGCUGAUUAAAAUCAAAUGUGGAGACUCAAGCCCACACUUUGUGAUUAGAAUUCACUCGCUCAGUUGAGUUUGCGUAACAAUGUUCAUUUGAAGUAGUAAUUCUUAAAAAAUAAAAAUCCAAUGAGUCACAAUUGA